AUGGAAGAUGCUAAUGUGGAAUCCGGAGAAGUAGAUAACAUUGGGAAUACUGUUAAAUUUCUACUUGAUUAUAAAGAAAACGGAGAGGUUCUAGGCAAACAAGUGCCACCAUCAAUUUACAUGGUUCCUAGUGUGAUCCGAGAUCUCAGCCCAACUUGUUUCAAUCCGAAGGUGGUGUCUAUUGGGCCUCUUCACAGACAUAACGAACAUUUACAAGGAUUUGAGAUUCAAAAACAAACUUAUUUACAUAAUUGGUUGCGUCGACUAGGUACUGUGCCAAACCAAACACUCCGAACAUGUGUUGAGAAGGUGAUUCAAUCAAUAGAAAUAAUCAAGGAAUGUUAUGGAAGAUCAGUGACCUACAACGAUCUUGAACUUGCGAAGAUGAUGGUAAUAGAUGGUUGUUUCAUACUUGAGUUCAUUCAGAAUGAAUCAGAAAAAUCAUCCGGGUGUAACAUGAUGAUUACUCCAUUGAUCGUUUAUGACCUGCUACUGAUAGAAAACCAAAUCCCGUUUUUUGUUCUUAAAAUCAUAUUUGACUGUACUAUUGUAGCAUCUGGAAGAAUGCACAUCAACUCCUCAUUUACCCAGCAUAUUAGCGUACUUCUAGGAUACUACAAAGUCUUUGAAUCAAAUUCUGUAGUACCCAAUGUCAGCCUAGAUUCCACUACUGAUCAUCUUCUUCACUUUGUACACAAAUAUUACCAGCCUGUGGAACCGAUGCCAUCAGUGUUUGUCGAAGCAAAUCCAAAAGGCCACACAGCUGUGGAAUUGCAUAGGGCAGGGAUGAAGUUCAAGCCUAAUGAAGAUGAGAAUUGGGCAAUGGCUUUAAAACUGGAAUUACAAUUACCCUCAUCUUUUUUUUCAUUGUUACCCAUUUUCACAGCCAUUCCCCCAUUUUCAUGGUUACAAUGGCCUACUCUGAAGAUGCCAAUAGUUUGUAUUCAUGAUAUGAGUGAAUUGGUUCUUCGGAACCUCCUUAUAUACGAGCAGUUUUCUGAUGUUAAUAAAUAUGUUACAUCAUAUGUCUAUGCCAUGGAUAUGCUAACCGAUACUCCGGAGGAUGUUGCCAUUUUGGUAAAAUCAAAAGUCCUUACAAAUCUUUCGAGUUCGAACGAGAACGCUGCAAAUAUGAUAAAUGGCUUAGUUAAAUUUGUUAGCAUCCCAGAUUUCUUUUAUGAUCAACAGUGGAAAGAUAUGGAUGCUUACUACAAUAGUUACUGGCCCAAUACUCUUGCUGGGUUGAAGGGUAAAUAUUUCAAUAAUCCUUGGAAUGUAAUUGCUCUAAUUGGUGCACUUGUCCUGUUUGCACUUACCGUGGUUCAGACCUUCUUUACUAUCAAAGCCGCAAAUGCGACCAAUGUAACUAUGUAA
Lactuca sativa (garden lettuce) is the source of this 1374-nucleotide messenger RNA. Its product is annotated as UPF0481 protein At3g47200. The record is from RefSeq and is a predicted model, not a curated record. Lineage: Eukaryota; Viridiplantae; Streptophyta; Magnoliopsida; Asterales; Asteraceae.